Molecule: messenger RNA, 798 nt
Organism: Symbiodinium pilosum
Lineage: Eukaryota; Dinophyceae; Suessiales; Symbiodiniaceae
Source: the annotation of a GenBank genome assembly
GCGCAAGGAUUGCUCGUCCUGCAGCUCGACAAGCUCGGAUGGCCAGAUCUGUGUGGAGAGCUUUGAUGAUUACUGCCCAUCUGGUAUCAAAGAGGACUGCACCUUCAUCACCUGCUGCGUUGCAGAGGUCAAUGGCCUGAACUACUGGGGAAAAGACUGCCUGGCAUUCGGCACAUCCACAAACUGCACAGGCAAGUUGCGGACCAUCCUGGACCAGAUACAGCAGACUCCCCUGCUUCUGGAUGCGAGUUCCAUCUACGAUCCCUUGGUUCCCAGGCGGGCACCCACAGGCCGCCUGACUAACGAGUGCUACCAGAGCAACUGCAACCAGAUAUCAGAGGAGUACAUUGUCAACCAGUUCACUGGCUUUCAGACUGACCAGCGUGUGUGCCCAGUGGAAGAGUCUACAGACCGUGGGUUCGAAUGCUUCAUCGGUCCUUUUGAAGCAGAUGGCAUCACAGACGUGCUCAGCCAGUGCCAGAACGGCAGAUUUCAGUGGAAUUACUGCUUGAACCGCAAGACGAUGGACGGCAGACCACACACGAUGUGUUGCAGCUUCCUGUACCUGAACGCCCGUGGCGGCAUAGAAUGUCGCAUGAUGGGAGCUGCGCAGGGCACUUGCGAGACUCUGCUUCAGGAGCUAACGCGGAACUUGAGCACCAGCACCUACACCAUGAUCACCAACGGCCAGGUGCUGAAGUCAUGUUCCACUGAUGGCUGCAACAAUCCAGAUGACGAAAUCGCAGGCAAGGGUUCCGCUGGAUGCUUGAGCACAGGAUUUGAGGUCACGUAUGCGCU